Sebastes umbrosus (honeycomb rockfish) is the source of this 5300-nucleotide messenger RNA. Its product is annotated as disheveled-associated activator of morphogenesis 1-like. The coding region runs from base 679 to 3831 and encodes 1050 amino acids. Gene Ontology annotation, cellular component: stress fiber. The record is from RefSeq and is a predicted model, not a curated record. The transcript has 26 exons. NCBI's taxonomy places the organism in Eukaryota, Metazoa, Chordata, Actinopteri, Perciformes, Sebastidae. Gene Ontology annotation, biological process: actin cytoskeleton organization. Gene Ontology annotation, molecular function: small GTPase binding; actin binding.
CUGAUCUGUCAGUUUCUCUGUACAUUCUGCCUGACAGACACUGAUCGAGUCUCAGCAACACAUCAGAAUGGAAACAGGAGAAAGACGAACACAGAGACGAGAGCAGGUGUUGUGUGGUUAGAUGGAGCGAACGACAGAGGAUUUGUAUUUUCUUGGACACCUGCAACUUUUGGACAAACUUUAAGAAAAUCUCUGAAUCUGAAUCAGCUCUCAGUGACGUCUUCCUCUUGUGGAUUUUCUAUUUAGCCACAUUCUAAGUGAAGAAACUCCUUGUGGAUUAUGAUUGCGGAACAUUUUGAAUUCAACUCUAGCUCUACUAAUUCAUUGGUAUCUGUCUUUACUUGUUUUUGUUAAAUCCGUGUCUUUGCGAUUUCAUUUCAGCAUCACUUUCUGACUUUUACUCCCUCGUUCCAUAUUCUCUCUAUCCAUUUCUUUGGAUUAUAAAACAUGUCAAAUAUAUUCUCAGAAGAAACUCAGAGUAGUGUUCAGUGACAACCCGGCUGUUAUAAUGUCGGGAUGACAGUGACAGCAGAGUGAAUGAUCCCCCGCUACAGAUGUUGAUCUGACACCUGACUGCUGUUACACACACUGCUGGAGCUGAACAUGGCAGCAUCUCACUGCAUGGCAUAGAAGAGGAUCACAAAGUCAGUACUUCUGGUGACGUCCCCCGCUGUAACCAUGGUGUCCCGUGUGAAGCCGCCCCAGGGGCGUAGCAUGUCCUCUCUAUUUUCCUGCUGCUUCAAUGGAAGUGACCAACCAGAGAUCACCCACCUCCAGGAAAACAUGAACACUAUGGCUGUGCUGGAGCCCAACCUGCCCAUGCCCCCCCCUCAAGAGCUAGACUCUAUGUUCACUGAGCUGGUGGAUGAACUGGACCUCACAGAUGAGAACAGAGCUGCCAUGUUUUCUUUACCAGCAGAGAAGAAAUGGCAGCUUUACUGUAGUAAGAAAUUGGAAGCAGAGGAGAAUAAAGGAGCAACCAGAUGGCCAGAGUAUUAUAUUGACCAGCUCACGUCCAUGGCUGCUAGGAAGACUCUGCUGUCGCUGGAGAAUGAGGACGAGCAGGGAAGACGUAAGAUCAUAGAUGGUCUAAAGACAGCACUGAGGACGCAGCCGAUGAGGUUUGUGACGCGAUUCAUUGAGUUGGAUGGCCUGUCCUGUAUCCUGAAUUUUCUCAAGUCGAUGGACUACGAGACGACCAACUCUGAGAUCCACACCUCGCUGAUUGGCUGCAUCAAAUCUCUGAUGAACAACUCUCAGGGCAGAGCUCACGUCCUGGGUCACUCUGAGAGCAUUAACAUCAUCACACAAAGUCUCACCACCGAGAACAUCAAAACCAAGGUUGCAGUGUUAGAGAUCCUUGGUGCAGUGUGUUUGGUGCCAGGAGGCCAUAAGAAAGUACUAGAAGCCAUGCUGCACUACCAGACAUUUGCUUCGGAGAGAACACGCUUUCAGACCCUGCUGACAGACUUGGAUAGAUCCACGGGCCGCUACAGAGAUGAAGUUAAUCUGAAGACUGCCAUCAUGUCCUUCAUCAAUGCUGUGCUCAGCCAGGGAGCAGGAGAGACCAGUCUGGAGUUCCGCACCCAUUUGCGUUAUGAGUUUCUGAUGUUGGGCAUUCAGCCGGUCAUUGACAAGCUGCGCUCCCAUGACAACGCCACCCUGAACAGACAUCUGGACUUCUUUGAGAUGUUGAGGAAUGAAGACGAGCUUGUGAUGUCCAAACGUUUCGACACUGUCCACAUAGAAACUAAAAGUGCCAGCCAGAUGUUUGAGCUGAUCAAGAAGAAGCUGAACCAUACUGAAGCUUACCCUCACCUCCUGUCGGCACUGCAGCACUGUCUCAUGCUGCCACAUAAGCAGAGCAGCACCACACUCCAGUACUGGGUGUUGUUGGACCGGAUAGUUCAGCAGCUGGUUCUGCAGACGGACAAAGGUGAAGACCCUGACGUCGCUCCACUGGAAGACUUCAACGUAAAAAAUAUUGUACGCAUGCUUGUCAAGGAGAACGAGGUCAAACAAUGGAAAGAAGAAGCUGAUAAAAUGAGAAAAGAGCAUCAGAACUUACAGCAGCGUUUCGAUAAGAAAGAGAGGGAGUGUGAGGCCAAGAAUGAGGAGAAAGAGGACAUGAUGGUGAUGCUGAACAAGAUGAAGGACAAGCUGGAGCGAGAGAGCAACGACCACAAGCAAGCUCGACUGCAACUGGGAGAACUGUCUGCUCGGCUGCAGCAGCUCAGCUCUACUUCCAGUGUUCCAGGAGGACCUCCUGUGACUGCUGGUGGUUUAGUUCCUCCUGGUCCUGUCCCGACCACCCCUGGUCUUCCUCCUCCUCCUCCUCCCCCACCACCCCCUCCUCUAGGAGGCCCACCAGUUUUUGGCGUGUCUCCGUUUGCCCCACCUCCUCCACCAGGAGCUCCACUAGGAACUGCCCAGAAGAAGAAGAAUAUUCCUCAGCCAGCUAACCCACUGAAGUCAUUCAACUGGAACAAACUGCCUGAGAACAAGAUAGAAGGAACCAUAUGGAAAGACAUCGAUGAUCUCACGGUGUUCAAAGUUCUGGAUCUAGAGGAGUUCCAGAGGACCUUCUCAGCAUACCAGAAACCACAACAGAAGGAUGCUGAGGAUGAACAUGCUAUUAAGAAAGUCAAGGAGCUGUCCGUGAUCGAUGGCCGCCGAGCACAGAACUGUAACAUUCUGCUCUCACGGCUGAAGCUGCCCAAUGAGGAGAUCCGCCAUGCCAUCCUGACCAUGGAUGAACAGGAGGACUUACCUAAAGACAUGCUGGAGCAGCUUCUGAAGUUUGUUCCUGAGAAGAGUGACAUUGAGCUGUUAGGAGAACACAAGCAUGAGCUGGAACGUAUGGCCAAAGCAGACCGCUUCCUGUAUGACAUGAGCAGCAUCAACCACUACCAACAGAGACUCCAGUCUCUCUACUUCAAGAAGAAGUUUGCUGAAAGAGUGGCUGAUGUCAAACCUAAAAUCAAAGCUCUGAGUCUUGCGUCCAGGGAGAUGGUUCAGAGCGGGACACUUCGUCAGCUCCUGGAGGUGGUCCUAGCCUUCGGGAACUACAUGAACAAAGGACAACGAGGAAAUGCCUAUGGAUUUAAAGUGUCCAGUCUCAACAAGAUAGCUGACACCAAGUCAAGCAUUGACAAAAACAUCACUCUGCUCCACUACAUGAUCACUGUGCUGCAAAAGAAGUACCCUAAGGUGACAGCUUUCAGUGAAGAGCUACUGAAUGUGCCAGAAGCUGCUAAAGUCAAUAUGACAGAGUUGGAGAAGGACAUUGGCAGUCUGAGAUCUGGCCUCAAAAGUGUUGAGGCGGAGCUACAGUACCAGCAGGGUCAGUCCUCUAAGGGUUCUACCGAUAAGUUUGUCCCUGUGGUCAGUCAGUUCAUCACCAUGGCCUCCUUCAGCUUCUCUGACGUAGAGGAGUCACUCACUGAAGCCAAAGAAGUGUUUGUGAAGGCACUGAAACAUUUUGGAGAAGACUCGUCCAACCUGCAGCCGGAUUCGUUCUUUGGGAUCUUCGUCACUUUCCUCACAGCUUUCUCAGAGGCCGAACGGGACAACGCGAACAUGGCCAGACGCAAGGAGGAAGAGGAGAAACGGGCACUCAUAGAGGCGCAGCUGAAGAAAGACAGGGAGGCGAAGAGGGCCAAAGCAAAUGAAGGAGAGGAGGGCGGUGAGUUUGACGACCUGGUGUCCGCUCUGCGCUCUGGAGAGGUGUUCGAUAAGGAUCUGUCCAAAAUGAACCGCAGAAAACAGCGGAAACAAAAUGUGUUCGACAGCAGCCGGGAGAGACCAUCAGUAACAGAACUAAACCAGUAACAGGAGAACCAUUUAACCUUCGAAUGUGUGACGUCAUAUAGACACUGGAGCGGUCUGAAACCGUUAAUUCUGCAACAAAGUAAUUUAUGAAACUAAAUGAAUGUAUCUAAGUGUGAAGCAGAACGCUUCCUCUUUAUGCUAUUGUAAUAAUUCAGUCUGCUUUGACCUGUUUUGAGUGUUUUAUGUUCAUUUAAUGGAUUUGUUUUGUUCAAAAGAGGAAGAGAAUAGCAACAAGAAUGUAACAAAUUAUAGUGGUAUAAUAAUACCUCUGUCCUUAUCAAAGUUCUGACAGUUUCCUCUCUGUAAUGUGAUUGUUUCUGGCUGUCAAACAUUAAUAACAUCGUGUUUUUAAACUACAGUUUGUAGAUAUCUACACAAUUAUACCUUGCAAUAGCUGCAUUUAUAAAGUUGAUGUAAUCAUUUUUAAUAUUUACAAUCAUUUUGAACAAAUCACUUUCUGUUUUUGGGGUGGAUUACAUUCCUUAUAAAUAGAUGAUUAUAAUUGUUCUUCUCUAACCAAGAAUCAGUAUUAUCAGUUGAUACGGGUUUAUAUAUACAAUAUGUAAAGAAAUACUUCACCCACAAAAUGAUCAUUUGUAUAUCAGUUACUCACUCUGUGUUACAUGAAUUCCAGAAGAAAACUUUCUCUCAAGCCUCCACGAUGAAUGGAGAUUUAGAAACGGAGAAGAGUCUUGAUGAAUUGAAGUAAAUGGGGGUCGCCUUCAACAACAGCAAAACUAUAUCAAAACAUAUGUUUACAAACUCCACUACACAACUCGUGCAGAAUAGUCAAAGUCUCAUUUAUCCAGUCGUAUGCUCACUACUUCCCAAACACAUGUAUCUUUGCCAAAAUCAUACUAUUUUAAACUCUUCCGAGACUCUUCCGAGACUUGGAUUGUACUGCACGAGUUGUGUAGUGGAGUUUGUAAAUGGAUGUUUUGAUAUAGUUUUGCUGUUGUUGAGCGCGACCCCAUUUACUUCAAUUCAUCAAGACUUUUCUCCGUUUUUUAAUUCUCUGUUCACCGUGGAGGCAUGCGAGAAAAAACAAAGUUUUCUUCUAGAAUUCAAGGUAACACAGGGUGAGGAAUUGAUAUACAAAUGGUCAUUUUGUGGGUGAAGUAUUCCUUUAAAGUGUAAUAUGGGUGAAAUGAUGAAAUCACAGGUGUAUUAUUUAUAAGAUUUAUGGUCCCCUAACGAGGCUUGUUCACCAUCAGCUGGAGCUCGUCCAUAGACCCGAAGCACCUAACGCUACCUGGUGAUUUAAUCAAUAUGUAUAGAUGUCUGGAUAAGCAAUAUCCGACCACUGUGUUGCGUCAUUGAUCCACUUCGAUGGGGGAAUGACUGAUGGGGCGUGCCAGCAGACCGCUCAACGGAAACCACGGACGCUCCGGUUCAGCCAAGGUCACAAAAUAAUUAUUAGACAUGUUUGUUUAACAAGAAAUAAAUGCAUACAAAGAUUGUCAAAAUGA